Messenger RNA from Pteronotus mesoamericanus, 1381 nucleotides. RefSeq names its product solute carrier family 25 member 6 (gene SLC25A6). Gene Ontology annotation, cellular component: mitochondrial inner membrane. Gene Ontology annotation, molecular function: ATP:ADP antiporter activity. Gene Ontology annotation, biological process: negative regulation of mitochondrial outer membrane permeabilization involved in apoptotic signaling pathway; mitochondrial ADP transmembrane transport; mitochondrial ATP transmembrane transport. The record is from RefSeq and is a predicted model, not a curated record. Lineage: Eukaryota; Metazoa; Chordata; Mammalia; Chiroptera; Mormoopidae. The transcript is spliced from 4 exons. The coding region runs from base 129 to 1025 and encodes 298 amino acids.
GCUGCGCGCUGGCUUCUCUGUCCUUUCGGUCCCGGCGGCGGCAGCAACGCUGAGCCAGCGGCCCCUACCCUCCGGCUCUCCGCGCCUCCAUUCGGCUCUGCGCCCUCUGCGCCGCCCGCUGCGUCACCAUGACGGAACAGGCCAUCUCCUUCGCCAAGGACUUCCUGGCCGGAGGCAUCGCCGCCGCCAUCUCCAAGACGGCCGUGGCCCCGAUCGAGCGGGUCAAGUUGCUGCUGCAGGUGCAACAUGCCAGCAAGCAGAUCGCGGCCGAUAAGCAGUACAAGGGCAUCGUGGACUGCAUCGUGCGCAUCCCGAAGGAGCAGGGCAUGCUCUCCUUCUGGCGGGGCAACCUGGCCAACGUCAUCCGCUACUUCCCCACCCAAGCCCUCAACUUCGCCUUCAAGGAUAAGUACAAGCAGAUCUUCCUGGGGGGUGUGGACAAGCACACGCAGUUCUGGAGGUAUUUCGCAGGCAACCUGGCCUCGGGCGGUGCCGCCGGCGCCACCUCCCUCUGCUUCGUCUACCCCCUGGAUUUCGCCAGAACUCGUCUGGCGGCUGACGUGGGGAAAACGGGCACGGAGCGGGAGUUCAAGGGCCUGGGCGACUGUCUGGUGAAGAUCACCAAGUCGGACGGCAUCCGGGGCCUGUACCAGGGCUUCAACGUCUCCGUCCAGGGCAUCAUUAUCUACCGCGCCGCCUACUUCGGCAUCUACGACACCGCCAAAGGCAUGCUCCCGGACCCGAAGAACACCCACAUCGUGGUGAGCUGGAUGAUCGCCCAGACCGUGACGGCCGUGGCGGGUGUGGUCUCCUACCCCUUCGACACCGUGCGCAGGCGGAUGAUGAUGCAGUCUGGGCGCAAAGGAGCCGACAUCAUGUACAAGGGGACGGUGGACUGCUGGCGGAAGAUCUUCAAGGACGAGGGCGGCAAGGCCUUCUUCAAGGGCGCCUGGUCCAACGUGCUCAGGGGCAUGGGCGGCGCGUUCGUGCUGGUCCUGUACGACGAGCUGAAGAAGGUCAUCUAGUGCGUCCGCCCGGGGACUCCGGGACCGGGACCAGGGGCGCCGCGUAGAACCUGUCACUGUUACGGACCAUUGACCUUCCAGAAAUUCCAGCCUCCCCGCCUGGUCGCAGCACGGGCACCCCGAUUCCAUGCGGGGGGAGGGGACCCCGCGCCCCGGGUGCACGGGCGGGCCGCCGCACCGCGCAGGCCGGGAGCCAGCGCCUGCGCGCUCCCGCGACCUGGCGGGGCUUCGUUUUAUUUAACGGAAAUCAUGUUGCCCAUUUGUACCUAAGCACUCUCGUUUUUGCACAGCUGAGCAUUGGCGAUUAUGUUCUAUGUUGGGCAUUUUGCUGCAAACAAUUAAAUCCAGACACAGAA